GUCCUUAGUAACCGAGGUCAUUACGAUUAGUCUAGCAUGUACUCUGUAGGUGGUAUGGGUAUGCUACUGAAGAGGUGAAGUAGUAGUGACGUCACCGGGCAGUCGAACGAACCGCCGCAGAAAAGCCAGGAACUCAGCAAGAAACUGCAGAGAAACCUCGACUGUUGACAGGAACAGUCCCACAACCAAGGUCCUGCGUAGAUCAUGUCAGCCCCUUCAGCGGUCCUACCAUUGGCCCAGGCCUGGAAAUACGACGUGCCUGGAGACUCCGUCCAUCGCUGACAUCAUGGAGCACUGGCUUCAGACCGUAACCUGUUGCAUCAUUGUCGAGUCCAGACUCCUGUCCCUGAACGGAUGCUACUAAUGCUUAGAAAUUCAGAGCUCCAAUUGGAUCCGUGGGGAUCCGGCUAUAUAGGGUCUUGCUUGCCCACCCUGCUGCUGGAAAUUAGUCCUCACAGUUAGGAGUCCGAAUCCUACCAUCAGCCUUCUACAAUGUCUGCCAAACAGGCUGAUCUAAGCCGAGAUACGGUCGAGCUCUCUGGAGCCCAACCCAUGACCACCGACUAUGGGAUCAAAAUCUCGGAUCCCGAUCAUUGGCUGAGAGUGGUGGAUGCCCAACACAACGGCCCCUCGCUGUUGGAGGAUCCGAUUGCGCGGGAAAAGAUCAUGCGCUUCGACCACGAACGUAUCCCAGAACGCGUCGUCCACGCACGUGGAGCAGGAGCCUUUGGAACCUUCAAGCUCCACAAGGCUAUUCCUGAGCUCAGCUCUGCUGGUGUUCUCAAUGACACGUCUCGGGAGACUCCCGUUUUCGUGCGCUUCUCUACCGUCCAGGGCAGCAGAGGCAGCGCGGACACCGUUCGUGAUGUUCGUGGCUUCGCCAUCAAGAUGUACACGUCCGAGGGAAACUGGGAUAUUGUUGGCAACAACAUCCCGGUUUUCUUCAUCCAGGAUGCCAUCAAGUUCCCCGACGUCAUCCACUCCGUCAAGCCAGAGCCUCACAAUGAAAUCCCACAGGGCCAGAGUGCCCACAACAACUUCUGGGAUUUCCAGUAUCUGCAUUCGGAAACCACACACAUGCAACAAUGGAUCAUGUCUGAUCGUGCCAUCCCCCGCUCGUACCGCAUGAUGCAAGGCUUUGGUGUCAACACUUUCUGCCUCAUCAAUGCGGAGGGCAAGCGCCACUAUGUCAAAUUCAUCUUCACCCCGGAGCUGGGUGUCCACUCCUUGGUCUGGGACGAGGCCUUGAAGAUCGCAGGCCAAGAUCCUGACUUCCACCGGAAAGACCUGAUGGACGCCAUUGAUGCUGGGCAAUAUCCCCGAUGGAAGUUCGGCAUCCAGGUGAUCCCGGAGGAGAGGAAAGACGACUUCGAGUUUGAUAUCCAGGACGCUACCAAGGUCUGGCCCGAGGAGCUUGUGCCAAUCGAGUAUAUUGGACAAUUGGAGCUUAACCGCAACGUGGACGAAUACUUCCCCCAGACAGAGCAGGUGGCUUUCUGCACGAGCCACAUCGUACCCGGCGUCGAUUUCUCAGACGAUCCGCUCCUCAUCGGCCGGAAUUUCUCAUACUUUGAUACGCAGAUCUCCCGCCUCGGCCCUAACUGGGAGGAGUUGCCUAUCAAUCGUCCUGUAUGCCCGUAUAUGAGCCUAGUCAACCGGGAUGGCCAGGCGAGACACCGCAUCACAAAGGGCAAGGUGAACUAUUGGCCCAAUCGGUUUGACACUAACCCCCCGUCCUCGCCAGCUCAGGGUGGGUUUGCCACUUAUCCUGAGAAGCAGCAGGGCGUGAAGGCCCGCGCGCUGUCGGAUAAGUUCAAAGAACAUUUCAACCAGGCCCAGUUGUUCUACAACUCCCUCAGCCCCAUCGAAAAGCUUCACGUUUCCAAGGCCUUCUCGUUCGAGCUGGACCAUUGCGACGAGGAGAUCGUGUACAAGCGCCUGUCGGAACGCCUGGCCGUUGUCGAUCUUCAGCUGGCGCAGGCCGUCGCUAAGAAUGUUGGUGGCGACACACCGACCAAGACACCCAAGGAAAACGACGGCAAGACCGGGAAAGGUCUGAGCCAGUUCGACUUCCUCUCCGACAAGGCUGGAAUCGCUACCCGCCGAGUUGCUAUUCUUAUCGCAGAUGGCUUCGACCUCGAAUCGUACAAGAGCAUGAAGAGCGUUCUGCAGAAGCAGAACGCAUUCGUCUUCACCAUUGGUUCCCAGCGGCAGGGCAUCACCUCCGAAUCGGGUGAGAAGGUAAUCCCUGAUCACCAUUUCCCUGGCAUGCGAUCCACUCUGUUUGACGCAGUGUUUGUCCCCGGAGGAAAGCAUGUUGGAGCGCUGGCCAAGAAUGGCGUUGCCAAAUUCUGGAUCACCGAGUCUUUUGCGCAUCUGAAGCCCAUCGCGGGAGUUAACGAGUCCGUGAACUUUAUUCGGAAGCAGAUCAACCUGGAUGCCAUCGAGUAUGCAUCAAGUGGGCAGGUGACGGAGAGUUACGGCGUGGUGACCGCUCAUGGCACACCGUCGGAGUUGCUGCAGGUCUCUUCCAACAUCAGCAAGGAUAGCAAGGGCUUCAUUGACCGGUUCAUCUGGCAGAUCUCACGGCACAGAAACUGGGCGAGAGAACUGGAAGGUUUGGUGGACGAGGUUGCUGCGUAA
Molecule: messenger RNA, 2643 nt
Organism: Aspergillus heteromorphus CBS 117.55
Lineage: Eukaryota; Fungi; Ascomycota; Eurotiomycetes; Eurotiales; Aspergillaceae
Product: catalase-domain-containing protein
Exons: 3
Coding region: 493-2643 (716 amino acids)
Biological process (GO): response to oxidative stress; hydrogen peroxide catabolic process
Cellular component (GO): cytosol
Molecular function (GO): catalase activity; heme binding
Source: RefSeq, a predicted model, not a curated record